Molecule: messenger RNA, 1604 nt
Organism: Daldinia vernicosa
Lineage: Eukaryota; Fungi; Ascomycota; Sordariomycetes; Xylariales; Hypoxylaceae
Exons: 1
Coding region: 649-1464 (271 amino acids)
Source: RefSeq, a predicted model, not a curated record
CCUGCAUCAAUGCUGUGCCUCACCACUACCUGCGCGGACUCGCUCUCCACCACGGGAUUUUAGUCAUACUAUUAGAAUCUAUGACGCUGGGGCUACCUUACAUGUAAGCUCUGCGCAUGUGAGCUAUCAAGCAAACAUUAGGUAUGAUUCCGCGCCUCACAGGUGGCCACAUCGCCGCUUUUGCUCCUAACCAUCGCUAAGAAGUGCCGUUCACAACCGGCAGGUAGCAAAGGACUCAUUGCGAGAUCAACAUUUUGGGAACAUCUUAGCGUGAUGGCAUAGUUGGGAACGGAUAUGGGGUCAUGGGAUAUUCAUCGAACGUGCGGUAAAGCAGGGAAACUAGUAAUAUGUCGUGAUAAGACCAUGGUUCCGUGCUGCAUGUUGGUAGACCGGAAAGUCGCCCUCGACUAACAUCACGGAGGAUUUCCCCCUCUUCCGGCACGAGGGUUAUGGGGGGAUAGAGAAUAAGACCAUGUCCAACUUCGGCUGCUAAGCGUUUGACAAAUCAUAGGCCCCUUCGAUUCAUCCAGAGGCUUUAUACGCUAGCUAUGUCAGUUCCGCCUAGCUACAUCUCCUUUUCUCAAUAAUCUUCAUCCUGCUGGGAAAUACCUAUUAUAUUCGUGCAGUGGAAGGCUCAUCUCCUCCUAAAUGGCGAGCACGGUCAAUAAGCCGAACGGCGUGCCAGCCAGGGGGCAGAGCACGUCGCAAAUACAAGACAAAGAGCAAUAUGAAGGUCUCCUAAGUGAGAGCGAUACACAGUCGCUGGAUUGCGAAGACCUCGGCGCCUACUCUAAGAGGCGGCGGCCAUGGGGUUCACCAUUCUUCUAUAUCCCUACGAUAUUAUCAAUCUUCCUCGGGAUGGCCCUCGUCGCCGUAUGCUCCGCCAACGCAGCGCGACUAGACUCUAUCCUCAACGAAAUCCAAGAAAAAGUCUCAACCCUCGAGACUGCUUCGGCGUUGGCUCCCGCGGCACAAGUAAAACCCUCCAAGCCGACGGGCGAAGAGUUCGGCCAUUGCGGCCACUCCAUCAAAGAAGCCGAGUCGCUCGGCUGCAUUUUCGACCCGAUGUCCUGGGCGUGGCAGAGACCCGAAUGCUACAACGCCGAGCUAAUAAACGACUUCUUGGGCAUCUUCGAAUGGCACUUCUUCCCCAACAACGAGACUCGGCCGGAGGAGGAGCUAUCGUGGGACACUUGGGUCCGCGGCCAAUAUAACGGUGCUUGGGGCUCUUGGGCAUGGCACAUGUACCAUUGUUCGUACUCGUGGCGCAAAUUCGAUGCCGCUUUCCACGCCCAGAAGCCACUGGAUGACGAUAUCCUCGAUCCCGAACACACUAAGCACUGUUCAAUCCAGAUCAUCUUGCGGGAUACAGACCCGGGGCUUCAUGCACCUUGUCUUUCGAAUCCCGAAGCUUGCGAAAUUACGCAGAUGUGGAUGAAGUUUAAUAAAUGUGGCUAUUACUGAAGAAGACUAUCGCUAGUGGUUGAUGUCUAGCUGGAGUAUUGGAUUUGGUAGAGUUAGCUUAUUAAAUUCACAGCUUCUCAUGAGGAUACUACGUAGCUUCACCAUAUUAAAUACCCGCAUACUGUAAAGAAUAAAUCGGC